UGGCACUCUUCAUCCCAAGAAGAUCUUUGAAGAUUCCGCAACUGAGAGAGGAGGAGAGAGAAAGAAUAUUCCCUCGGUAAUGAGACUGGAGAUGGGAAAGCAAACGGUAACCGCCUCCGAGGAGGACGAGACGGAGGAGGAGAUGGUGGCGGCAGCCGAGCCCCGGCCGCCCUCCUACUCUUUGUCCUACAAAGUCGGCGGCGAGGCAGCGGCCGCGGCCGAAGCGGCAGUGGCGGCGAGGGAAGGAGGGGAGGAGCUGUUCGUGCCGCCGCUGAAUUUCGCGAUGGUGGACCAUGGCGUCUUCCGCUCGGGGUUUCCGGACACCGCCAAUUUCAGCUUCUUGGAGACCCUCCAACUCCGCUCCAUUCUGUGUCUUUGCCCGGAGCCCUACCCGGUGGCCAACACGGAGUUUCUCCGGUCGCAUGGGAUCAAGCUCUUCCAGUUUGGAAUUGACGGUCGUAAGGAACCAUUUGUCAACAUUCCAGAAGAUACAAUUCGUGAGGCUCUCAAAGUUGUCCUUGACGUUCGAAAUCACCCAUUGCUUAUUCAUUGCAAACGUGGAAAGCAUCGAACUGGCUGUGUGGUAGGAUGCUUAAGAAAACUGCAGCGAUGGUGCCUCUCUUCAAUAUUUGACGAGUACCAGCGGUUUGCUGCUGCCAAAGCUAGGGUUUCUGAUCAGAGGUUUAUGGAGUUAUUUGACAUCUCAAGCUUGAAACAUCUGUCACCUUCAUUUUCAUGUUCAAAAAGCUCAUAGGGAGGCCGACUUUUCUUCAUAUGGAGAAAUUAUGAGUUCACUCUCUAAGAUGAUAGAGGAUUAUUGCAUUCCAUUGGCAUUAGUCAUGAGCUAGAAAAGAAUCCUUUUCUUGGCAAUAACAAUAUUGAACUGCACACCGUCUGGGAUAAAUGCUGGCGGAAGUUUGAGUUCAUUUAUAGCUGUCUAUUAUUCUGGUAUACUCAGCUUUUUGAUUUAGAUAUUUAUGAGCAAAUUGCAAGCGGUUUACUUUUCUUUAGAUCCCUUGCAUAUACAUUUAAUUUCUCCAGUCGCAACAUGUAAACUCCAGUAACAAUUUAUUAAUGUCAUGUUGCAAGAAUUACCAGUCC
Phoenix dactylifera (date palm) is the source of this 1101-nucleotide messenger RNA. RefSeq names its product inositol diphosphatase DSP4-like. Gene Ontology annotation, biological process: protein dephosphorylation. NCBI's taxonomy places the organism in Eukaryota, Viridiplantae, Streptophyta, Magnoliopsida, Arecales, Arecaceae. Gene Ontology annotation, molecular function: phosphatase activity. Gene Ontology annotation, cellular component: cytoplasm. The record is from RefSeq and is a predicted model, not a curated record.